AAAAAAUUGAAGCCGCAGGUCAGUCGCGGUAACCAGAUUUACUGCACCAAUCGUGGUCUUGUUGUUUGCACGGCCUCUAUGCUAUUGACAUGCACUUUUAGGUAUCAAGUUUUUGAGGGUUCCACAGCCUUUGGCGCAUCACACGUGUAGCCCGUACCCCUCCUUGAGUCACUAAGUCGAGACGCGCCUCAAUCUUGUACACUACAAAACGACACACAUACCCACACAUCCAAGCCUGCAUAUCUGCUCUGACGCUGUCCGCGCAUUUAGCCACCUCCACGGCAGCGACCUUGUGCCCAAUUGCAAUUGCCGAAGUGGACCUCGUGCCUAGCCUGUCGCAGAAUUCCCCAUUCAAAGCCUUGUUGAAGGGUGCACAGCGCGCGUUCGCAUUCUACAAGCCCCAGCAAUUGCGUGCUUGAUUCAGAAGGAUGGAUCUCGUCAACUCCUUGAACGACCGCCUGCUCUUUGCGGUGCCUAAGAAGGGCCGCCUCCACCAAGCAUGUCUUGACCUCCUCCACGGCUCCGACAUCCAGUUCCACCGACACUCGCGUCUCGAUAUCGCACUCGUCAAGAACCACCCGCUCGCUCUUGUGUUUCUGCCUGCCGCUGAUAUCCCAACUUUCGUAGGAGAGGGUCGCGUAGACUUGGGCAUAACAGGGCGCGACCAAGUAGCAGAACAUGAGUGCGUCGCACCGCCUACUGCUACCAGCGGUGUAGAGGAGGUCCUAGAUCUCGAUUUCGGAAAGUGCAGUCUACAGGUACAAGUUCCUGCAAAGGGUGACCUGGCAAAGCCGGAAGACUUGAUCGGCAAGAACGUUGUUACAAGCUUCACCAACUUGGCUGAGCAGUAUUUCCGGAAACUAGAGGCCGAACAGGCCGGAAACACAAACGGAGAGGCCAAUGGUGAUGCCAAACUCAAGACAGUCAUCAAGUACGUUGGUGGCAGUGUCGAGGCGGCGUGCGCAUUGGGCGUCGCAGACGGUAUCGUCGAUUUGGUGGAAUCGGGUGAGACAAUGCGCGCAGCUGGUCUCAAGGCCAUCUCUACAGUCGUCUCAUCAAGUGCUAUCCUCAUCAAGUCGAAGCACCCAUCAGACCCCAAGCUGGUAGAGCUGAUCACAGCUCGGAUAAAGGGUGUUAUCACUGCACAAAAGUACGUCCUGUGCACCUACAACAUCGACCGAUCGAAGCUCGAUAUCGCACGCAAGAUUACUCCCGGACGCCGCGCUCCCACCGUCAACGCGUUGGAAGAGGAUGGCUGGGUGGCUGUUCAGGCUAUGGUGUUGAGGAAAGAUAUCGCUAUUGCUAUGGACAAGUUGACAGAGGUUGGGGCUACCGACUUGAUCGUAACCAAGAUCGAGAAUUCGAGAACAGGAGAUUAAAGCGAUCUCUUUGCUAAGGCUUAUGGCUAUUAGAACAUGGCACGCGUUUAUUUCACGAUGCUCGGUGUGAUAGAUAGGAAUUAAAAUAGAUUGAUUCCAUCGAAGCAAAUGAUGAGCCUGGUUCUUGGACUCAUAAAUAUGAACAAUGGGCUCACAGGCUUUCCA
This is a messenger RNA of Alternaria alternata, 1544 nucleotides long. RefSeq names its product ATP phosphoribosyltransferase. Bases 429 to 1379 code for a protein of 316 amino acids. Gene Ontology annotation, cellular component: cytoplasm. The record is from RefSeq and is a predicted model, not a curated record. NCBI's taxonomy places the organism in Eukaryota, Fungi, Ascomycota, Dothideomycetes, Pleosporales, Pleosporaceae. Gene Ontology annotation, molecular function: ATP phosphoribosyltransferase activity; magnesium ion binding. The transcript is spliced from 4 exons. Gene Ontology annotation, biological process: L-histidine biosynthetic process.